Molecule: messenger RNA, 307 nt
Organism: Candidula unifasciata
Lineage: Eukaryota; Metazoa; Mollusca; Gastropoda; Stylommatophora; Geomitridae
Source: the annotation of a GenBank genome assembly
GCUCUCUAUGUUGCUUCCAACAAAUGUGUUCCGAAGUUCUCUUUCUUGUGCUAGGCCGAUUAACGACAUAUGUCUUUCUUCUAAACUGAUAGAUCUGUGCUUGCCUCUUUUAUGUAUUUUUUUUUUUUUUUUCAACAAGAGGAUAUACCACCACGCCUCACACAGCUGUCUCACAGGUUCUGAUGCCGGGACAUUUCUCACCCUUCAGCCUUGUACAAAUGACCGACAUCAGAUAUGGAUCUGGCCGGAAAAUACGUUUUUCCCUAGGGCAUCCAACCAGUCUCAUUACUCAGAGCCUGCUGUAUGA